UAAGUAUUCUCUAGUCUAUAGAUAUACUGAAUCACUCCGCGUAUUUUCAGUUCAAAAAUGUUGUAUUUCGGCUGAUGAGAAAGAUCGUGAUUCAAUCUUUACGACUAAACAGUAAACUGUCGCUGUCAACUCAUCAACUUUCAUCCUAGUUUGACACAAAGUUUUAUAACUUCUGAUUUCCAAAUGUUGUCCACCUGUUAAAAAUUUCGUUUCUGAAUGCAUCAACCGGAAAGCGAACUUGUACCUUUGUUACAAUAAGUUAUUCCAUUGGCAUUGAUCAUAUGAAAACUGAUUUGAAUCCAGAUAGAGCAGACUAUUUCACAUUAUUGGCAAUGGCUUGGUCCAGAACAGUGUGAAACAUGAAAGCAGUUUUUAUCAUUAAAAGUACAUAUAAUGUUUUUGUAUUUUUUAUCAACAAAUGUUUACAUUUUUUUUAUAAGAUCAUGAUCGCGGCAAAUUUGAAAAAUAACAGACGACGCAAGAUCUACUGUGCCAUUGUCUUGUUCGUGGGAGCCGUAUCUCUAUUCACCUGGCAUCUUGCUGUAAAUGACGGGCAGCAAAAAUGGUUGAUUACAGUGAAGGAAUCCAACAAUUCCCAGGACGCAAACUUGUCCAGCCUUUUGGAGAACUCAAAAUCACUCCGCUAUGGAUUAUACACCGACUUGAAAAAAUCCCUAAUCAAGAUGAGAAAUUUUACGAUUUCGAGUAAAAUCCUAGAAAAAUCACAACCGACUCCUUUUCCUAGAAAAGUGCUAAUCAUUAGUCGUGGUAGAUCUGGGUCAUCAUUCCUCGGUGAUCUUUUUAACCAAAAUAAAGGGGUAUUUUAUCUCUUCGAACCGUUGGGAUGGUCUGUCUCUGACUUCAAAGGCUACGAGACGAAGACAUUCAAAGUUCUCUAUGACCUAUAUAAUUGUAAAUUUACGGACAAAAUAUACUUAGAUUUUUUGUUAAAACAAAAAAGUUUCCGAAGGAAGAGCGGGAAACUCUCCACCUUCCCUGGGCAGUGCAGUCGGAUUUCAAGAAGUUCUCAAAGAUGCCUGUCAAAUAUCUUAAAAUCUUCGUGCUUGGGUGCAAGGAGUGUGAUGGCGAAGGUUUUGACACAUAGACUUCCACAAGGCGGCCUUUGGGGAAUCAGAAAAAUUUUAGACGCGAAUAAAAAUCUUAGGAUUGUUCAUUUGCUCCGCGAUCCGCGUCGCGUAAUUGCUUCCAUGAAAAAAGCCGGUUGGUUUAAAGGAAAGAACUUUACUACCCAAGUAAAAUACGUUUGUUCCUCCAUUUGGGAAAACGUAAAACACGUCCAGAAUGAAUCUGUUUAUUAUAAAGAUCGUUACAAACUUUUGGUGUUCUCCGACAUGAUGCUGAGACCAUUCUCGACUGUUGUGGAAUUGUAUGAUUUUCUGAAAAUGGGACCGGUUCCGGAAUACAUCUUUUCAUGGAUAAUACAAAACACUAUGGGUUCUGUACAAUCUGUACAGACUGGGAAAUAUAAGUCUCGGGGAACAUACAGAACGUCUAGAAAUUCCACCGAAGUGCUGACUAGAAAAGUAGAUUUCUCGAAAUUUGAGGAGAAGAUCAUUGAUAAAUAUUGUAGUGAUGCUAUUAAGUUUAUAGAUAAGGUUAGGAAAAUAGCAUGAAUUAAUUUUUUUAAAUAAUUGUGAAAUUGAUUAUAAUAUCAAAUCUGGAAAAAGUGGAAAAUUGGACCGUUCAUUUACAAUACGUCAUUAAGCCUGGUUCACAUAUGCCUGCGCUAUCAUUGUUUUUACAGCUGUUGAUGCAUACAUUCUUUUGUGAAUUAUUUGGUUGAACUGCUAACGACAAUAGCCCGCCGACAUACCGCUGGUAUAUGUAGGUUUUAUGCAUCUGACAAAGUACUCUAGUGACUGUAUUUAUGUUACAUGUCUCAAAUGACAGAUAAGGAAG
Molecule: messenger RNA, 1920 nt
Organism: Paramuricea clavata
Lineage: Eukaryota; Metazoa; Cnidaria; Anthozoa; Malacalcyonacea; Plexauridae
Source: the annotation of a GenBank genome assembly